Molecule: messenger RNA, 1452 nt
Organism: Harmonia axyridis
Lineage: Eukaryota; Metazoa; Arthropoda; Insecta; Coleoptera; Coccinellidae
Product: heterogeneous nuclear ribonucleoprotein 87F-like
Exons: 7
Coding region: 132-1136 (334 amino acids)
Molecular function (GO): RNA binding
Source: RefSeq, a predicted model, not a curated record
AGGCGUGCGCCAUUUCUUUUAAACAAACCAUAUCCGAUCAUUCGUUUCUGUCCAUUUCGAUUAAAGAUUUAGUAGAGUAAUUUAUUAAGAGCAUAAUUUUUCAAAUUAUUCAUCAUUUGAUUUUCUUUUAAAUGAAAAUGAAAAGAGAACAAGGAGAAGACGAUGGAAAAGAGCCAGAACAAUACAGAAAACUUUUCAUUGGAGGCUUAGAUUACCGCACUACUGACGAUUCUCUCAAAAAACAUUUUGAACAAUGGGGAGAUAUUGUAGAUGUUGUGGUUAUGAAAGACCCUACGACUAAAAGAUCAAGGGGUUUUGGAUUCAUUACAUAUUCUAGAGCUCAUAUGGUUGAUGAUGCUCAAAAUGCCCGCCCCCACAGAGUUGAUGGAAGAGUUGUUGAACCUAAAAGAGCAGUACCAAGACAAGAUAUCGGACGUCCUGAAGCUGGUGCAACAGUGAAAAAACUUUUUGUUGGUGGCUUGAAGGAUGAUGUUGAAGAUGAAGACUUGAGGGAACACUUCAAAACAUUUGGUACUAUUUUGUCUGUAACAAUUGUAACUGAUAAAGAUACUGGCAAGAAAAGAGGGUUUGGAUUUAUCGAAUUUGAAGAUUAUGAUUCGGUGGAUAAAAUUUGUUUGCAACGGCACCAUGCCAUAAAGGGAAAACACAUUGAUGUCAAGAAAGCUCUCAGUAAAGCUGAAAUGGACAGAGCUACUUCUGGUGGACCAGGUGGGGGUGCUGGUGGCCCUAGAGUCGGUAGGGGCGGCCCCAGGGGGAACCAAGGAGGAGGCGGAAACUGGAACAGAGGCCCCGGUGGAGAUUGGUCAGGUAGUAGACAACAAUCGCAAGGAGGAUACAAUGGGGCAACAUGGAGCAGCAGUCCAUGGGAUAGCCAACAACAAAACAGUUGGGGGGGUUCCGGUGCCCCUGCCGGUGGUUACAGCACAGGACCCCAAGAUUGGAAUCAGGGAGGGGGUGGAUUUGGAAACUACCAACAAGGUUAUACUGGCGGGGCUGUUAGAAACAAUUACCACCAAAACAGAUCUGCACCAUAUGGUAAUCCUGGCUAUGGUGGCGGUUACAAUCAAGGCAGUAAUAUGAACAGUGCCAACAUGGGAGCUAACAGGAGAUUCUAAAACGACAACAGGUUUCAAGGAAUGAAACCAUAUAUGAUUUGAAGAUGCAUUAUUCAGAUCAAACAGCAUUUUUCAGGAAUAAACAUAAUUUAAUGUUUUGGCAGCCCCGCACAAUCCCAUUAGGAAGAUAGGCUUUUGUUAGUUACCUCUGCAUUCCCAAUCUUAGUGGAGUAGGUAGUGUGAAUAAGGUAUGAUUAUAGAAAAAUUGGUAUGAUUUCGAUAUUUGUAGACUCGAUUUCAAUAAUACUGUAGACUAUUUUAAUUAUGAUUGUGGUAGAAUCACAUUGCCAAUGGAAUAUAGUUGAUUACCUCCCAA